CGGCUCGGCCGCGCAGUGUCCUCCGCGGCUCUUUAAACGGCGGCACCGGCGGCGCCGCUCGACAUGGCGCCCAGGCCCCCGCGCAGGGGUGCUGCCGCCGCCGUUAGGGGGCAACGCGCCAGCCCGGAUCGCGGCGCGGCCCCCGCCGAGCCCCCGCCCGCCGCCCCCAGGGUUGAGUUUGGAGAAGCAGAUUUUGUUGCACUUUGUGACAUUUUAAAAGUUUCGGAUGUCAUAAGAACAAGUGCGUGGAAGACAUAUGAAAAAGUGUCAUCUGUGGUUGGAUCUCUAGAGGCCUACAUCAAAAAGAAGAAGGAGAUAUGGGGAAUCUGUAUCUUUAUUGCAUCAGUUGACCUGGAUGAGAUAACAUUCACUUUUACAGAGCUUCUGAAAAGUAUAGGUCUAAGUGCAUGUACAUUUUUUCAGUUGUUGAAGCAAAUGGAUAGGAACAUGGAUACCAUAAGCACUAAUGUUGAUAGUACUGUAUCACGACUACAGAAGAAAUAUGAAGUAUUACUUGCGCUAUAUCGCAAGUUUGAAAGGAUUUGUGGACUUAUUUAUGUGGCACAGCCUAAUAAUCAAAUUUCUGAUGAACUCAAUUCCAUGUUAGUUCAAAAGAUUUCUUGGAUCACUUUUUUGUUGGCUAAAGGAAAAGUGUUACAGAUGGAAGAUGACCUGGUGAUCUCUUUCCAGUUAUUGCUGUGUGUUCUCGAUUAUUUUAUCAAACUUGCACCACCAGCAUUGCUCAAGGAACCAUACAAAUCUGCUGUGAAUACAGUAUCUAUUAAUGGCUCAACUCGAACUCCAAGGCGAGGUCAGAAUAGGAGCACACGUACAUCAAAGCAAACUGAUACAGAUACAAAAGUUAUUGAAGUCCUUUGUAAGGAACACGAUUGUAAUUUAGAUGAGGUCAAAAAUGUAUAUUUCACAAGCUUCAUUCCAUUCUUGAAUUCUGUUGGUAUUGUAGCUUCAAAUGGACUCCCAGAGGUUGAGACUCUCUCAAGGCAAUAUGAAGAGGUUUACCUGAAAAACAAAGACAUAGAUGCAAGAUUAUUUCUGGACCAUGAUGAAACUCUACAGCCUGAUCACAUAGAUGGUUGCUUACAGUUGGAGAGAACACCAAGGAAAAGUAACCCAGAUGAAGAGUUCAAUCUCAUACUUCCACAGACUCCAGUUCGUGCUGCAAUGAACACUAUACAGCAGUUAAUGAUGAUUUUAAAUUCAGCAACUGAUAAACCGUCAGAGACUCUCAUUUCAUAUUUCAAUAACUGUACAGUGAACCCUGAAGAAGGUAUAAGGAAAAGGGUAGAAGAUCUUGGGCACAUCUUCAAGGAGCAAUUUGCUAAAGCUGUUGGACAGGGUUGUGCUGAAAUCGGCUCACAGAGAUACAAGCUUGGUGUACGGCUAUAUUAUAGAGUAAUGGAAUCCAUGUUAAAAUCAGAAGAAGAACGUCUGUCAGUGCACAAUUUUAGCAAACUUUUGAACAAUAAUGACUUCCACACAUCUCUUCUGGCUUGUGCUGUUGAAGUUGUCAUGGCUACAUAUGGCAGGAAUGCUUCACAAAGCGAUGGUACCAGUGCUGAAACAGAUCUCUCUUUCCCAUGGAUACUCAAUGUAUUUGAUUUAAAAGCCUUCGACUUCUAUAAGGUGAUUGAAAGCUUUAUUAAAGCAGAACCAAGCUUAACAAGAGAGAUGAUAAAACAUCUAGAACGCUGUGAACAUCGCAUUAUGGAAUCUCUUGCAUGGCAAUCGGAUUCACCUUUAUUUGAUCUUAUCAAGCAGUCAAAGGAAAGAGAAGGUCAGGUUGAUCAGCCUGAACCCACUUGCACUCUAAACCUGCCUCUCCAGCAUAAUCACACUGCUGCAGACCUGUAUCUUUCUCCUGUGAGAUCACCUAAGAAAAAAGGAUCUACAGUUCACUUAAACUGUACUCCUCCUACAGAUGCUCAGUUGGCUGUGACCCCCCAGACUCAGAAACCACAGAAAUCUACCUCCCUCUCCCUAUUUUACAAAAAAGUAUAUCGGCUGGCAUAUCUUCGAUUGAAUACCCUGUGCUUUCGGCUUCUCUCUGAACACCCUGAACUGGAACACUUGAUCUGGACCCUUUUUCAGCACACGCUGCAAAAUGAAUAUGAACUUAUGAGAGACAGGCACUUAGACCAGAUCAUGAUGUGUUCUAUGUAUGGCAUAUGCAAAGUCAAGAACAUAGAUCUCAGAUUUAAAAUCAUUGUUUCAGCAUACAAGGAGCUCACCAAUACCAGUCAAGAGACUUUUAAGCGUGUUCUGAUCAGGGAAGGACAAUAUGACUCCAUUAUAGUCUUCUACAAUUUAGUGUUUAUGCAGAAAUUGAAAACGAAUAUAUUGCAAUAUGCCUCCAAUAGGCCUCCUACCUUAUCCCCUAUCCCACAUAUUCCUCGAAGCCCUUACAAGUUUUCUAAUUCCCCUCUCCGUGUCCCUGCUGGAAAUAACAUCUACAUCUCACCCUUGAAGAGUCCCUACAAAGUCUCUGAGGGGCUGCUGUCACCCACAAAAAUGACACCAAAAUCCAGAAUCUUGGUGUCAAUUGGUGAAACAUUUGGGACUUCAGAGAAGUUUCAAAAAAUAAACCAGAUGGUGUGUAGCAGUGACCGUCAGCUGAAACGCAGUGCAGAAGUAAGCAGUGCUCCCAAGCCGCUGAAAAGACUGCGCUUUGACAUAGAGGGACAAGAUGAAGCAGAUGGAAGCAAACAUCUACCAGGAGAGUCCAAAUUCCAACAAAAGCUUGCAGAAAUGACAUCUACUCGAACGAGAAUGCAAAAGCAAAAACUGAACGAUGGAACCGAUACCUCAGCCAGUGAAGAAAAGUGAGCAUCUUCUCAGGCCCCUGUGCAUCACUGCACACCUCUCUCAUUGGUCUUUGUUUCCAGCUACCAUCAUUUAGUUUUGUUUUUAGUAGCUUUUUUUAAUUACCUGCUCCAGUUUCAAAAGUUGGCUUUCUUUUUUUACUUUUAACUGUUUUUCCCAUUACUUUGUCCUAUAUGUAGCAUGUCCACAACAUAAGUCACUGAGUUUAUUUAUAUUUUUUGAGGAUUUUUUACAUCAGCAAGCUUGAAAGAGUUUCUCAGCUUCUUGUUGCAACGUUUUUGGUUUAAUGUCAAUUCAGUCUACUUCAAUUAAUCCCUUCUAAAAUAAAGAUGUUUCAUGUUAGAUAGAAUGAUUUGAAAUGCACUAAUUUUUUUGUUCAUUAGGUUUCAUUUUAAUAUUGGAAUUUGAUGCACUAUUUUGCAUAUUUUGAGAAUUGGGGGCCAGGUACUGCAAAGCUUUCUGACUCUGUAUAUAAAUACCAAGCAAAGUUCAUUUAUUUAACUAUACAGGUAGUCAUAACUGUUUGCAAGAUUAAGUCCUUAUUGUAAGUACAACAAAGCGAAGUGAAAAAUCAUCCUGUAGUCGUACUACUGAAACAGAUGAUCCGUACCUCAGAUGCUUGCCACUUCCAACUACUACCCCACCCCCACCUGUCCUCAGUUUUGGGUAGGAAGGUGUGCUCUUGGUUAUCUGCUAUAGUCAGGUUGGACCUUACUGUGUGCGAAUUACCAAGAGGGGGUAAAUCUGUUCAAGGAACAGAUACUUUUACACCAGGUAUAAAAUAUUCAAAAGUGCACUUUUUAAUUUUUCUGGAUCCUGAAAAAUCAAGAAAUAUACAUGAAUUGCCAGUACCUAAUACAUGGAAAGCUCCAGUGGGAGGUUCUUGCUGUGAGCUUUAAAAUACUCAUUUCCCCGAUUUAGCAAAACUGGAUAUGCUAAGAAAUGAAAACAGAUCCAUAGUUUAAAUAACAUAAACCUCAGUGCCUCCAGCUGGCCUCUCAUGUAGAAAUGCCGGAUUUGUGAAGGUACUAUGCACCUGCAGCCACUAUUGAGCUCAGUGGGAUUUGUGGUGGAGCCAAAUCCAUAUUUAGAUCAAGCCUAUCAUCAAGGACUUGGUUUGGAAACCUGGUCAAAUCGUCUUUAGUCAUAAAAGAGGCACAACUUUUAAGGCUAUUUAUGAAUUGCUCAGGCGAAUUGGAAAACCUUCCCCCCAAUUCUAUUCUUAAAUGACCUGUUCUGUUGCAGGGUUGUUGCCAGUACAAAGGGAUUGUAGAAAAGCCAUUUAUCAAAGGCACGAUUUUCCUUACAGCAGUCUUAAAAAAAAGAAAAAAAUCGAUGACUGCCUUCCUCAAAAUUAUCCAUUCUUUUUUUUAACAGAGACUUAGUUUUAUGCAACUGCUUGAUUUUUAAGCAGCUAUAAUAGGGGGAAAAAAAAGCUGUUUUAUUACACAACCAUGUUUUAAAACCUCUUGUAUAGGUAAUUUAUUUAGAAAAUAGAAGGUACUUAAUUGUAGUAUUUAAACUUUUGCUGUUUUUUUUUCCUCCUGAAGGUCAAUUUGUGUCACUCUAACUCUACUAGUCAAGCAGUUUUAAACACCACAACAAUACAUUGAUUUGGGAAUAGGUACAUUUUGAUAUAAGAUGUAGUUGCCCUCAGUUUUAAGCUCAAACAUGCUUUCAGCUGCGCUACUAAAAAACAUGCAGAAGUAUUAGAGGAAUGUUUCUUUUUCUCACUUCCUUUACAGGCAGAAUAUGUUAUGUGAAAGUGAGGUACACUGACUUUAAGUUUCAUAGUAGCAGUUGCAAAUUUUAAUACUUGCUGGCUAGAGAACUGCAAGGAGUACUGUGUUGCAGUGCUGUAUCUAGACAGGCUAUCAUUUGUUUACUAUGACAAUGUACUUUUUCUUUGUUCAGACAGACCAAAACUUUUACAUUAUGUGUAUGAUAUUAUUUUGUACAACUAAUCAGUUUCACUCCUUUCAGGAUAAAUAAAAUAGCUUUUAAAAAGUU
Alligator mississippiensis (American alligator) is the source of this 4851-nucleotide messenger RNA. It is a transcript of the gene RB1, whose product is annotated as RB transcriptional corepressor 1. The record is from RefSeq and is a predicted model, not a curated record. Bases 64 to 2844 code for a protein of 926 amino acids. Gene Ontology annotation, biological process: negative regulation of G1/S transition of mitotic cell cycle; cell morphogenesis involved in neuron differentiation; cell differentiation. Lineage: Eukaryota; Metazoa; Chordata; Crocodylia; Alligatoridae. Gene Ontology annotation, cellular component: nucleus; chromatin; Rb-E2F complex. Gene Ontology annotation, molecular function: RNA polymerase II transcription regulatory region sequence-specific DNA binding. The transcript has 27 exons.